GUCUAUUUUUAAAUAAUUCAGAUUAUUCUAGCAGUUUUUGCCUCAUUUCAGGUGGUAUCUAAUUAUUAUAACAAUUCUAGGAAGACAAAUAAAUGCGUUGUUUAUUAAUUUAUUUCUUGCACUGUAUAAAUUUCCAAUUCGUCUUUUUUUUUUCAACCGAACAUCGGACAAACAACAACAACUUUCCUCUACUAGAUUCAUCAAAAGCAACAUUUUAAAGAAAGAAAGUAUUCAGAAUAAUUUGUAUAAUUGUAUACAACAGCAUUUUAAACAUUCACUUAUUACUAAAAUAAUGAGACAUUGUUUAAAGAAGGUCGUGGAUUUUCAGAUGUACAAAAUUCUCGUUGUGUUCUGUUGCGUGUAUUUGAUGGUCGUGGAUGCCUCACCCUAUUACAAAAUGGACAAACGGAAGCAACUUUGCGGCGAAAAAUUGGGGAAGGCACUCAGUCUCAUUUGCGAAGGAAUGUACUACAAUCCCAAAGCGAAAAAAAACUAUAUAGACGAUUUGUUGAAUCCAGAAUAUAAUGAUGGGGUCGAGGACAUGAUGGGCUGGGAAAUGUCUUAUCCGUUCCUGACCGAAGAAUCGGCAAGGAACUUCGUCCCGAUAAAAGGCAGACGUGGAAUUGUGGACGAAUGCUGCUACAAAUCUUGCAGCACGGAACACCUCAAACUAUACUGCGCUGCUUGAUAUUUUUUGUUUUAUAGAAUUUUAACGUUAUCAUGAAUUUUGCCAUAAUAAAAUGA
Molecule: messenger RNA, 744 nt
Organism: Aethina tumida (small hive beetle)
Lineage: Eukaryota; Metazoa; Arthropoda; Insecta; Coleoptera; Nitidulidae
Product: insulin
Exons: 2
Coding region: 293-688 (131 amino acids)
Cellular component (GO): extracellular region
Molecular function (GO): hormone activity
Source: RefSeq, a predicted model, not a curated record